This is a messenger RNA of Vanderwaltozyma polyspora DSM 70294, 1947 nucleotides long. It is a transcript of the gene DTR1, whose product is annotated as Dtr1p. Lineage: Eukaryota; Fungi; Ascomycota; Saccharomycetes; Saccharomycetales; Saccharomycetaceae. Gene Ontology annotation, molecular function: amine transmembrane transporter activity. Gene Ontology annotation, biological process: transmembrane transport; amine transport. The transcript has a single exon. The coding region runs from base 1 to 1947 and encodes 648 amino acids. The record is from RefSeq and is a predicted model, not a curated record.
AUGGCGUUAGACCUAGAAAAUAGCAAUUCAAAUUUGAAUAAUUCAAAUAAAUCAGAUCACGAUGACCCAGCUGUUGUUUCGCCAAGUAUGAAAUCAUUUUGUUCUUCCGACAGUCCAAUUGUGAGGGCAAUGACAGUUCCCUUGGAUAAAAUGCCAACUGGUUUGUCUGGUGAUUUCAAUAUCGAUGAUGAUAUUGUUGAUGUACCAUUUGAUGCAUUGAAUUCAAAUUCUAGUGAUUAUGAAAAAUUCGGAACUGAUGAUAAUAAUAAUAUCGUUAUUUUGAACAAAAAUAUGGAACCAGAAAUUUCUAAUGACACUACGAAUGAAAAUGGUGAUGAUAAUAAUGGGAAUAACAAAAAUUAUAAUGGUGAUAGCAACAACAAUGAUGAUGUAUUAAACGAGAAGAAUAAAAAUGGAUUGCAAUCAGAUUCUAAUUCAUUAUCUAAUUCAAAUUCAAACUCACCAAUUGACCAAGAGUUGCCCUAUACAAGUUUCACAAAGGGUCAAGUUACUACAAUAUUUGCAAUAAUCAUAUUUAUAGGAUUUUUAGGCCCUAUGUCAGGUAAUAUUUAUAUUCCUGCAUUACCUACAUUACAAAAAGCUUUUAAUGUGUCAACCACUACCAUCAAUUCAACUGUGUCAGUCUUCAUGGCGGUAUUCGCUAUUGGUCCUCUGAUUUGGGGUCAUUUUGCUGAUAUAUGUGGUAGAAAAUGGUUAUAUUUAUGUUCAUUGCUUCUAAUGACUAUUGUUAAUAUCUUGUUAGCUUCAUUGCCAGCAAAGAUAGGUCUUCUUUACUUCCUACGUAUCUUUCAAGCUUUCUCUUCUAGUUCAGUGAUGUCAAUGGGUGCAGGCACGGUUACUGAUAUAACAGCACCAAAACAUAGAGGCAAAGCUAUUGCCUAUUUUAUGAUGGGGCCAAAUAUGGGACCUAUUGUGGCACCUAUCAUUGCUGGAGUUAUCCUAAUAAAUGAUAAUUGGAGAUGGCUAUUUGGCUUUACCUCAAUCAUGUCAGGUGUCGCAUUUUUCCUGGUCUUGGUAUUCUUACCAGAAACUUUAAGAUGCAUGGUAGGAAAUGGUGAUAAAAGAUGGAUCAAACAUAAGAAUAAUAAUAAUAAUCAAUAUAAAAAUGAAAAAAUGGCUAUGAAGGAUAAUAAAUCGGAUUUAAGUGCAAUUGAAAGUCAAACUAUUCAAAAGGACUCAAAUUGGCAAUUUUUCUCUAAUAUUGGCAUACAAAAACCUGUAACUGAUGAUCCAACAUUUCAAAAACUAUAUCCAAGACCUCAGAAGGCUGGUAUUCACACUUACUUCUCAUUACUGAAAUAUCCUCCCGUCUUAAUUACUUCAAUUGGCACUGCUUUGUUGUUUGCAAAUUAUUAUGCAUUUAGUGUCACCUUUUCAUAUUACCUUCAAACACAAUAUGGCUAUAGCAGCUUCAAAACUGGUUUAGCAUAUAUCUGCCCUGGUGUUGCUAUGCUAAUAGGUUCUCAAACUGGUGGUCAUCUUUCAGAUUAUAUAAGAGCACGAUGGAUAAAAACACAUGAAAAUAGAAGAUUCCCUUCAGAAUUCAGAUUAUAUCUACAAAUAUGGGGAAUCGUAAUCAAUACUGCUGGAUGCAUUGGAUAUGGUUGGACAAUUCAAAAACACAACAGUAUUAUUUGGUCGUAUGUUUUUGCAGCUAUGAAUGCAUUUGGUUUGACUUGGUGUAGUAAUACGACAAUGACAUACUUGACAGAACUACUGGCAAGGCGAGCAGCAACAGCUGUAGCAUUAAGUACAAUGUUCAGAAAUUCUGCUGCUGCAAUCAGUUCAGCAAUCAUAAUGACGUUAGCAGAUAAAAUGGGAGCUGGAUGGUGCUUCACAGGCUUAGCAUUCUUCAAUAUUAUCUCAUUGAUUGGUAUCGUAUAUCUAAUUUUCAAUGGAAACAGAUGGGAUGAUCCACCAAUUUGA